GCGGUACUUCCUGAGUUUAGGGAAGGGGCUUGGUCCCGUGCCCGCGCCGCGCGAACGCGCAUCAAAUUAGCAUCGAUGAAGUUUGUGCGAACAUGGCGGACUUCCUGCCGACCAGGUCCGUGCUAAAAGUUUGUCUCCCCGUCUGCCUGCUCAACAACGGCGAGGUGGAGCAGCUGCGAAGGUCCAAGGAGAUCGACAGAUGCCUCUCCCGGGAGAAAACGUACGUGAAGCGGCUGGUGAAGAUCCUGCUGCUCGGCGCGGGCGAGAGCGGCAAGUCGACUUUCCUCAAACAAAUGCGGAUCAUCCACGGCCAGGACUUCGACCAGCAAGCCCGGGAGGAGUUCCGAGCCACGAUAUACAGCAACGUUAUCAAAGGGGUCCGGGUGCUGGUGGACGCCCGGGAGAAGCUGCACAUCGCGUGGGGCGACCCGGACAACCAGAAGCACGGCGACAGCCUGAUGGCGUUCGACACCCGCUCGGCCAAGAUGGCCAGCGGGCAGCUGGAGACGCCGCUCUUCCUGCGCUACCUGCCCGCCAUCAAGGCCCUGUGGGCCGACUCGGGCAUCCAGAACGCCUACGACCGCCGCCGGGAGUUCCAGCUGGGUGAGUCAGUGAAGUAUUUCUUGGAUGAUCUGGAUAAGCUCGGCGAGCCGGAUUACCUCCCCAGCCAGCAGGACAUCCUGCUGGCUCGUAAACCCACCAAGGGCAUCCACGAGUACGACUUCGAGGUGAAGAACGUCCCCUUCAAGAUGGUGGACGUGGGCGGGCAGCGGUCGGAGCGGCGGCGCUGGUUCGAGUGCUUCGACUCCGUCACCUCCAUCCUCUUCCUCGUCUCCUCCUCCGAGUACGAUCAGGUGCUGAUGGAGGACCGGCAGACCAACCGGCUCCGCGAGUCGCUCAACAUCUUCGAGACCAUCGUCAACAACCGCGUCUUCGUCAACGUCUCCAUCAUCCUCUUCCUCAACAAGACGGACCUGCUGGAGGAGAAGGUGAAGAGCGUGGCGCUCAAGGACUACUUCCCGGACUACGCCGGGCCGGAGCACAGCCUGCCCGACGUGCAGGCCUUCAUGGUGGAGUGCUUCCGGGCCAAGCGGCGCGACGCCACCCAGAAGCCGCUGUACCACCACUUCACCACCGCCAUCAACACCGAGAACAUCAAGCUGGUGUUCCGGGACGUCAAGGACACCAUCCUGCACGACAACCUCAAGCAGCUCAUGCUGCAAUGACCCGCGGCUCCCCUGUGGACAUAGAGAACCCCGCCGGGGACGGACCCCGCCCCCCCAGGGGGCGGAGCAGCCUCAGAAGAAUCGCCUUCACGUGUUUUUUUUUUUAUUAGUUUUUACUGUCCUCCCUGAAGAGUCGGCCCUCUUGUUGGUUCAGGAUUUCAGUGGGAGGAGUCGGUCGGGCAGACUGCGGUCAGAAACGCCGUCUUGGUCCAGCAGAGCGUCUGGUCGCAGCUCCCGCCCGGCGACGGUGCUGGCGACGAUCCGUCUCCAGUCCUCCAGAGGAGGGCCUGUCGGACAUCCUGCUCUUCCACCUGGCUCCAGCACGGGCCGCCUGUGGGCGAGAAGACCGCCGGCAGAGGGCGAAACCACCAGACUGAACCUCCAGAGCCGCUCCGCAUCAUUUCCCAGGACCUGAUCACUCCUCUAAUCAGACCCAUCGGUCUCCUCUCGCUUCUGAUCGAUCGGAGCGUCGAACACACAGUCAGUCCGCCGUUUUCUCAGGGUUGAAUCAAAGCUGAUGGUUAAGCUGAUGAUGUGAUUGUUGAACUAACUGAAUAAUCUGACCUUUAAUCUGGGCGGUGCCACUCAGAAUCCCCCCGUCUGCCUUCUUCAUUUUCAACUAGAUGCCUUGUAGAGGGACGGGGACCCCCUCCCUCCCCCCCUCCCCCUCCUGUGUUGCCUGAAUGUCUGUUAAUAACUGUACAGAGAGUGUCUGAAUAUACUGUAACGGCGCGGUGGUGAGAUGGACCCCGUCAUGUGAGAUGAUCUGUUUUGGCACUGAGUCGCGUCUUUGGAA
Messenger RNA from Salarias fasciatus (jewelled blenny), 2022 nucleotides. Its product is annotated as guanine nucleotide-binding protein subunit alpha-13. The coding region runs from base 93 to 1226 and encodes 377 amino acids. The transcript is spliced from 5 exons. Gene Ontology annotation, molecular function: guanyl nucleotide binding; GTPase activity; D5 dopamine receptor binding. Gene Ontology annotation, cellular component: brush border membrane; cytoplasm; heterotrimeric G-protein complex. The record is from RefSeq and is a predicted model, not a curated record. Gene Ontology annotation, biological process: Rho protein signal transduction; adenylate cyclase-activating G protein-coupled receptor signaling pathway. NCBI's taxonomy places the organism in Eukaryota, Metazoa, Chordata, Actinopteri, Blenniiformes, Blenniidae.